Molecule: messenger RNA, 1498 nt
Organism: Sesamum indicum (sesame)
Lineage: Eukaryota; Viridiplantae; Streptophyta; Magnoliopsida; Lamiales; Pedaliaceae
Source: RefSeq, a predicted model, not a curated record
UCCUUCACUAUGGGAAUUUCUUUGUAUUCUCAGUGUUUCUGCUGCUUCAUCUGCAUACUUUCAAUAUUUUGCAUAACUAAUUGUUUUAUUCAAAAUGCUUACAGCCAAUGCCUGCAGGAUCAGAGAAGUUUGUUGCUUCAACUGAGGAAUGAUCUUAUAUUCAAUAGCACUCGAUCACAAAAACUGGUGCUCUGGACUCAGACUCAAGAUUGUUGCAACUGGGUCGGUGUGGAAUGUGAUGGUGCCGGGCAUGUGAUCAGUUUGCAGCUCGAUUGGGAGAGAAUUUCGGGUGGGAUUCAUAACAUGUCAAGUCUUUCUGGCUUUUGGUACCUGGAGAAGCUAAACUUGGCUGAGAAUGAAUUUGGAGGUUCCAAUUGAUGUUUCACUAAUGAGGAGAUUGGUCACUCUCGAUCUCUCAGAUAACGCUCUAGAAAUUGAGAAUCCGAAUUUGAAGAUGCUUCUUCAGAAUCUAACCGGGCUAAGAGAGCUUUAUCUCGAUGGCGUGCAGAUGUCGUCAGCAGUUCUUAAUUUCUUCGCUAACUUCUCACAUCUGACUACCUUGUCUCUCAGUGGAUGUGAUUUAAGAGGCUCAUUCCCUGAUAUGAUCUUCCAAUUACCUACCCUAGAGAAUCUUGAUUUAUCCUACAAUCAGUUACUCACUGGCUCCAUACCACAAUUUCAUCGAAAUGCAUCUCUUAGGACUAUGUUGCUUCUAUCUACUAACUUCUCAGGCCCAUUACCAAAUUCUAUUGGUAAUCUUAGCAUGUUAUCCGAGAUAGAUAUGCGCAACUGCAGCUUCACUGGACCUAUUCCAUCCACGAUUUCUACCCUAACUGGGCUAACUUAUGUGGACUUAUCCGAGAACUUCUUCACCGGUUCAAUCCCAUCAUUUUACAUGUCCAAGAACCUUCAACUAGUAGACCUUAGUGAUAAUUCACUUAGUGGGAGCAUCCCCAAGUCUCUCUUUGGUCUUCCUUCACUACAAAUACUUAGACUUUCCAACAACCAGUUAAGUGGUCGAGUCUAUGAAUUUUCAACUUUACAUUUUCCUCACAUAGUUGCGCUAGAUUUAAGCCGUAAUAAACUGGAAGGGCAAAUUCCCAAGUCAUUUUUCACACUAGAAAGGCUUGAAACUCUUAAACUUUCUUACAACUUCUUCAAUGGCACAGUUCAAUUAGGAAAGUUGCAAAGGCUACAUAAUCUUGUGGAGCUAGACCUUUCGUACAACAAUUUAUCUAUUGACACAAGCAUCACUAAUACAAAUUUGUCGAGGUUUCCCCAGCUAUUCUCGUUAUCCCUAGCUUCUUGCAACCUACAUAAUUUUCCUGAUCUUACAAACCAACACAGUCUGGAGUUAUUGAACCUCUCAAACAACCGGAUAAUUGGGGAAGUACCUAAUUGGAUUUGGGAAAUUGGAAAUGGAACACUUGUCGAUUUGGAUCUUUCUUCGAAUCUGUUGGUUAGUCUGCAGAAGCCAUACCACUUUCCUACAUAUUGA